CGACCUAGGCGAUCCUGGAAACAUGGCCGAGUAUUCGCGGCUCCCUAAUUGCCUGGCACUGAUCCGCCUCCGAAACCCACCGGUCAAUGCGAUCAGUGAGAGUGUAUCCUGUGGAAUAAGAGAGGCACUGCAGAAAGCAGAAAGAGACCAUACAGUCAAAGCUAUUGUGAUUUGUGGAGCAGGUGCCCAUUUCUGUGCAGGUGCUGAUAUCCAUGGCUUCAGUGCUCCAAGAUCCUUUAGCCUCCCAUUGGGACGCCUAGUAGAUGAUGUACAAAAAACUGAGAAGCCGGUGGUGGCGGCUAUCCAUGGCAUGGCUUUAGGAGGGGGUCUAGAACUGGCCCUGGGCUGUCACUAUAGGAUUGCCCAUAAUGAGGCGCGACUUGGCUUGCCUGAAGUCACACUAGGACUUCUUCCUGGCGCUAGAGGAACCCAGCUUCUCCCCAGACUCAUUGGAGUUCCUGCUGCACUUGACUUAAUUACCUCAGGAAGGCAUAUUUUGGCACGUGAAGCUUUCAAACUGGGUAUUCUAGAUGCAGUUGUAAACUCAGAUCCAGUGGAAGAAGCAAUGAAAUUCAUCCAGCGAGUUUCAGAUCAAUCUCUGGAAUCCCGUAGACUCUACAACAAACCAAUUCAGACCUUGCCCAACAUGGACAUCAUUUUCAGCGAAGCCCUUCUGAAGAUGCGUAAGCAGUACCCUGGGUGCCUUUCUCAGGAGAGUUGUGUCCGUGCGGUUCAGGCUGCUGUGCAGUUUCCUUAUGAGGCAGGUGCCAAGAAGGAGGAGGAGCUGUUUAUGUACCUUCGGCAAUCUGGACAAGCUAAAGCCCUGCAAUAUGCUUUUUUUGCUGAGAGGAAGACAAGCAAGUGGUCAACUCCAUCUGGAGCAUCCUGGAAGACUGCAUCGGCAAAGCCUGUGUACUCAGUUGGUGUUGUUGGCUUGGGAACAAUGGGCCGAGGCAUUGUCAUUUCUCUUGCAAGAGCCAAGGUUCCUGUAAUUGCUGUGGAAACAGACAAGAAGCAGCUAGAAGUUGCAACCAAGAUAAUAACCUCCUUCUUAGAAAAGGAAGCAUCUAAAUUACAACAGGAUGGCCAACUUUGGUCAGCACCAAAACCCAGGCUAACUAUGUCUAUGAAGGAGCUUGGUGAUGUAGAUUUAGUCAUUGAAGCAGUAUUUGAGGAAAUGAACCUGAAGAAGCAGGUCUUUACUGAACUGUCAACCGUAUGUAAGCCAGAAGCUUUUCUGUGUACCAAUACUUCAGGCCUGGACAUCGAUGAGAUUGCUUCUUCCACUGAUCGUCCUGACAUGGUCAUUGGCACCCACUUCUUUGCACCAGCUCACAUCAUGAAGUUGUUAGAGGUUAUUCCCAGCAAGUACUCCUCCCCUACUACCAUUGGCACUGUUAUGAGCUUAUCAAAAAGGAUUAAGAAAAUUGGAGUAGUUGUAGGGAACUGCUUUGCAUUUGUUGGGAAUCGAAUGUUGGCUCCUUAUUACAAUCAAGCGUAUUUCUUAUUAGAAGAAGGCAGUAAGCCAGAGGAAAUAGAUCAGGUGCUGGAAGAGUUUGGUUUUAAGAUGGGUCCCUUUAGAACAUCCGAUCUUUCUGGGUUGGAUGUGGGUUGGAGAUCUCGGAAAUGGCAAGGUCUUACUGGACCUAAGUUGCCUCCAGGAACACCUGCCCGAAAACGAGGCAACAAAAGAUAUUGCCCAAUUCCUGAUAUGCUUUGUGAACUAGGACGAACUGGCCAAAAAUCAGGUAAGGGUUGGUAUCAAUAUGACAAGCCAUUGGGUAGGAUUUCUAAACCUGAUCCCUGGCUUUCCAAAUUUCUCUCAGAGUACAGAGAAACCCAUUGUAUUGAACCACAUACCAUCAGUCAGGAUGAGAUCCUUGAGCGUUGUUUAUAUUCACUCAUCAAUGAAGCAUUCCGUAUCUUGGAAGAGGGAAUGGCUGCUAGUCCAGAGCACAUUGACACUAUCUAUUUACAUGGAUAUAAAUGGCCAAGACACAAGGGAGGGCCCAUGUUCUAUGCUUCUACAGUUGGGUUGCCCACAGUGCUGGAAAAGUUGCAGAAAUAUUACAAGCAGAAUCCUGAUGUUCCCCAGCUGGAGCCCAGUAACUAUCUGAAAAAACUGGUUUCCUGGGGAAAUCCUCCUCUGAAAGAAUGGCAAAGCUUGGCAGGACCCCCUAACAGUAGAUUGUGAUUCAGCCUUCCAGGUUAUGCCUCACAUGCUGGCAUCAGAUAAUGCUCAUUGAAUUUCA
This is a messenger RNA of Chrysochloris asiatica (Cape golden mole), 2252 nucleotides long. It is a transcript of the gene EHHADH, whose product is annotated as enoyl-CoA, hydratase/3-hydroxyacyl CoA dehydrogenase. The record is from RefSeq and is a predicted model, not a curated record. Gene Ontology annotation, cellular component: peroxisome. Lineage: Eukaryota; Metazoa; Chordata; Mammalia; Afrosoricida; Chrysochloridae. Bases 23 to 2194 code for a protein of 723 amino acids. Gene Ontology annotation, biological process: fatty acid beta-oxidation. Gene Ontology annotation, molecular function: NAD+ binding; (3S)-3-hydroxyacyl-CoA dehydrogenase (NAD+) activity. The transcript has 7 exons.